Messenger RNA from Hyphopichia burtonii NRRL Y-1933, 2372 nucleotides. It is a transcript of the gene NAB3, whose product is annotated as Nab3p. The record is from RefSeq and is a predicted model, not a curated record. Lineage: Eukaryota; Fungi; Ascomycota; Pichiomycetes; Serinales; Debaryomycetaceae. The transcript has a single exon. Bases 1 to 2352 code for a protein of 783 amino acids. Gene Ontology annotation, molecular function: RNA binding.
AUGGAGGUCAACCCAGCAAGUUUAGGCUCGACUUCCCAGCCCGAUUCCAAUUCCCCUGAACUAGGCGCUGCUAACGAGAAACUUGACCCCUCCUCUGAGCAAGCACCAGUAGACCAAGAGAAUGGCCACGAAUCUACCUCGCAAGAAGAGAAUGGCCACGAAUCUACCUCGCAAGAAGAAAAUGGCGGUAGCGACAAGAACGAUGAGGAUGAUUACGAUCCUGAAGGAUUUCUAGAUGACGAAACCAAGAAGUCGCCCAAGGAUAUGUCUAAAGAAUUGUCUAAGGCUCCGCGGGAAGAUUCACCCCAGGAAAAUCAAUCAACCCAAUCGAUUAACCAUGAUAAUAGUAAUGACGAAGACGACUAUAAUCCCGAAGGAUCACAUGUUCAUGAUGAUAAUGAUGAUGAUGUUCAUGAUGAGGAGAAAGAUGAACCCACAAAGACCUCUAGUACCAUUGAUAGAAGUACAAGCCCAAGUGGUUUACCUCCUAAACCCCCUGUAAAUGCAUCCUCUCCCCCUAAUGAUCCUAUUGUAUCUGAUAGUAAUACUCAAUUGGAAAAUCCCCAAGGUCAAUUGAAAAAAGCUUAUGAAACUAUUAUGCAAAGUGAUCUAGUUAAAGAUCCAAACUUUAUUAAAUUAAGCCAAGAAGAUCAAAUGAAACUUAUAGUUGAGCAACUUAAUAAUCAAAAUGUAAAAUUGACUAAUCCCAAUGAUCCAAGUAAUCAAUAUCCAGGUAUGAAUUAUGAUCAAGUUUAUUCUUUUAAUAAACCUUGCAAAGUCUUGAAAAACCCCAUUCCUUUAAUCCCUGUCAAUAAAUAUUGUCGCAGACCUAAUAUUACUGCACCUAUGACCCCUGAAGAAGAUGCUGCUUAUGAUGAAUUUAUCAAAAGAGAAACUUAUUACAUGAGCUUGCCAAGUUGGGACGAUUUACCUGAUAAACUGAGAUUAUUUAUUGGGAAUCUUCCUGCUAAUACCAUUUCAAAACAAGAUUUAUUUAGAAUUUUCAGUCAAUACGGUGAAGUUGUUCAAAUUGCAAUUAAAGCUGGUUAUGGUUUUGCUCAAUUUAAAUCAAACGAAGCAUGUGCUGAAUGCAUUAAAGGUGAAACUGACGUGCCUCUUCAUAAUAAAAUAAUGCGCUUGGACUCUUCAAAACCUCAAAAGGCAAGAAAAUCAGCUAAUGACACUAAUCGUGGUAAAAGAAGUUUCGAAGAUAGAUUAGAAGAUAUUGAAUAUUCUCCAAAAAAAUCAAAAUUCGUUCCCGAUUGUCAAGUCUAUAUCACUGGUAAAUCGUCCAUUUUCUUUAUUAGAAAAGUUAAGAAAGCUUUUUCGAAUUCCCCAGUUUCAAUAAAUAUUCAAGAUAUAACUCAUCAAGAUUUAAGUUCAGUAAUUAGUGAGGCUGCUUAUUCCGGUGUCUUGGGUACUUGUGUGAUCAAAGAAAUGAAAGUUGAUGUUCAAACUUUCGAAAAAACCCCAGAUGGUGGUAUAAAAUUCGAUGAAUAUGCUGAUAUCGAACCUGAAGUUGCUGCUGAUAUAUUAAUGAAAUCGAAAAUGAAAGUCUCUGGUAAUAAUUCUUUUCAACCAGGAGCUUUCCCAUCGAACCAAACUUCAAAUGGAUUCGAACGUGGAGGUCGUGAUCGUGGUGGUCGUGAUCGUGAUCGUGAUCGUGAUCGUGGAGGUCGUGACCGUCGGGGAGGCCCUCGCGGAGGUCGUAAUUUCAACGAUCGUGGCGGUGGCCGUGGUGAUGGCUUUGGCGGUGGCCGCGGUGGAAGAGAUCAUCGUGGAAAUCAAUCAAAUCACCGUUGGCCAAAUGACGAAUGGAAUGCAAACUCUUAUCCAAGUAAUCAAUAUCAUCGAAAUACGGGACCAUCUCACUCAGGCCCUCCACCGCAACAAGUCUUUCAAAACAAUGCUCCAUACGGUGGAUCGGGUUACCCAAAUGCCCAACAAUCAUAUGGACAGGGAUAUCCUCAACCACCCCCACCUGGUCAAGCUCCUUUGGAUUCAGGAUUGGUUCAAACCUUACAAAAUAUGGACCCAGCAUCAAUGCAAAAUAUGAUUUCACUUUUGCAGCAGCUGCAACAACAACAACAACAUAACCAACAGUAUUCUCAAUCGUAUGGUAAUGGCUAUAACCAACCAUAUAAUCAAGGUCCACCUCCUCCUUCGAUUCCACAAGGGCAGUCACCUAGCAAUCAAGUAAAUAACUUGUUGUCACAAUUACAAUCAUCACAAGCCAAUGCUUCUUAUAACCACACUAUGGCUCCAGGGUUUACACCGCCACAGCAACAGCAGCAACCUCAGAAUAGCACCCAAUCAUUGAUGGAGACCUUGGCAAGGUUAAGUAAGAAUUGAAUUUCACUGAGUAGUUUACA